AUGGAUAUUUUCGCGCAUUCAGGCUAUCGAGAUUAUGUUUGGGCGGUUGAACUGAAUCGAUACGGUUUGGAGUUUGUCGGUUUAUGGCCGAAAACUGACGACGCAGUCAAUAGCGCUGUUUCCGAUAUCCGCGCGCUUGUUACUUUUAUUCUAGUCGCUUUCUUUUGCUUUAUUCCUCUUCUAUGUUCUCUCGUGCGAGUGUGGACUGAUAUGAUACUUAUCAUAGACAAUCUUCAAGCGACUCUACCGGUAGGUGUGAUUUUGCUGAAACUCAUCGUCAUGUGGUGGAAACAAAAAGGCGUUUUGCUCAUUCUGAGAAUGAUAGCGGAAGAUUGGAUCGAAGUAAAACUAAACGCGGAAAGAGACGUGAUGAUAAGACGAGCACGAUCUGCUCGUUUAAUCGUGAUCUGCGGAUACCUUUCAAUGCUAUUUGCUUAUAUCAUGAUCAUCAUUCUUCCUGCGUUCGGCUUGCACUACAGAUAUAUAACGAAUUUCACCGACGGAGACAGACAGCUGCCGCUGCAAACGCAUUAUUUUUACGACACGAAUAAAAGUCCGCAAUUCGAACUCACGCUCGCAGCCCAAGCCUUAUCGAUAUUUUUGGGCGUAAUCGCAUAUGCGUCGGUGAACGCUUUUUUUGGACUCACGAUCUUUCACAUUUGUGGUCAGUUGGAGAACUUCAAACGCAAAUUGCUCACCUUGAUUUCAAAUAACAAUUUCGACUGCGCUUUACGUAAUAACGUAAAGAUUCAUCUACGACUAAUAAUUUCUGGUAAUGACACGAAUAACAUACCUUUUUCACGAAAAUGUUUCCAAGUUUUGGUUGUUAUUAUUUUGUUGUCAUAUACGUUUCUUUAUUGUGCUGCUGGAGAAUUUGUAACAGAGCAG
Messenger RNA from Pseudomyrmex gracilis, 888 nucleotides. RefSeq lists its product as uncharacterized. The annotation marks the transcript as partial. The transcript is spliced from 4 exons. The record is from RefSeq and is a predicted model, not a curated record. NCBI's taxonomy places the organism in Eukaryota, Metazoa, Arthropoda, Insecta, Hymenoptera, Formicidae. Gene Ontology annotation, cellular component: plasma membrane. Gene Ontology annotation, biological process: sensory perception of smell; detection of chemical stimulus involved in sensory perception of smell. Gene Ontology annotation, molecular function: olfactory receptor activity; odorant binding.